AGACAACAGAUGUGAGAAAGGUCCCAGAGCUGUCAGGUUUCAGCAUCCUUGUGCCGAAGUAGGGAGGCGCCAACAUGAUUGAUGGUCGGAGCCUGUAUAAAACCGGUCCACCUCUCAGCAGCUGCUUGUCACACUGACCCACACCAUCUCUCUGCUGCCCUUGGGGUUUCUGUCAACCGCUGCUAGAGGGAGAAAACCUUUUGGAGAGUAAUCUUUUGUUGUGGUCAUGCCAGAACCCACUAAGAAAGAGGAAAAUGAAGUGUCCGCCCCAGCCCCUCCCCCGGAAGAAUGGUCUCUUGGUGAGUCACCUGCUGGCGGGGAGGAGCAGGACAAACAGAAUGCCAACUCCCAGCUAUCCACCCUGUUUGUUGAAAAACCUCAAACUGGAUCGGUGAAAGUUGGUGCAAACAUUACCUUUGUAGCCAAAGUUAGGGCUGAAGAUCUUCUUAGAAAACCCACUGUCAAAUGGUUCAAGGGGAAAUGGAUGGAUCUGGCCAGCAAAGCCGGGAAACACCUGCAGCUGAAGGAGACCUUCGAGAGGCAAACUCGGGUAUACACAUUCGAGAUGCAGAUCAUCAAAGCCAAAGAGAACUACGCAGGGAAUUAUAGGUGUGAGGUCACCUACAAGGAUAAAUUUGACAGCUGUUCGUUUGAUCUUGAAGUCCAUGAGUCUACUGGGACUACUCCAAACAUUGACAUCAGAUCUGCCUUCAAAAGAAGUGGAGAAGGUCAAGAAGAUGCAGGGGAACUUGACUUUAGUGGUCUCCUGAAACGUAGGGAGGUGAAGCAGCAGGAGGAGGAGCCCGAGAUAGACGUGUGGGAGCUGCUGAAAAAUGCCAACCCCAACGAAUACGAGAAGAUCGCUUUCCAGUAUGGCAUCACCGACUUGCGUGGCAUGCUUAAGCGGCUCAAGCGCAUGCGCAGGGUGGAAAAGAAGAGCGCAGCUUUUGCAAAAAUUCUCGAUCCUGCAUAUCAGGUGGAUAAAGGAGGCAAAGUGAGAUUUGUCGUGGAGUUGGCAGACCCAAAACUAGAGGUGAAAUGGUUUAAAAAUGGCCAAGAGAUUCGACCCAGCACAAAAUACAUCUUUGAGCACAAAGGAAACGAGAGAAUCAUGUUUAUUAAUAACUGUUCGCUGACAGAUGAUUCGGAGUACUAUGUGACAGCUGGAGAUGAGAAAUGUUCUACUGAGCUCUUUGUAAGAGAGCCUCCAAUUAUGGUGACUAAGCAGCUGGAAGACAUGAACGCUUACUGUGGGGAGAGGGUAGAGAUGGAAGUUGAGGUGUCUGAAGAUGAUGCCAAUGUAAAAUGGUUUAAGAAUGGUGAAGAGAUCUUCCCUGGUCCAAAGUCAAGAUACAAGAUUAAAGUUGAAGGCAAAAAACACACGUUGAUCAUAGAAGGAGCAACAAAGGCUGACAGUGCGGAGUACUCAGUCAUGACAACCGGGGGACAAUCAUCUGCCAAACUCAGCGUUGACUUGAGACCUCUAAAGAUCACGACGCCUCUGACUGACCAGACAGUAAAACUUGGGAAAGAAGUAUGCUUGAAGUGUGAAAUCUCUGAAAAUGUACCAGGAAAAUGGACAAAAAAUGGCCUCCCUGUUCAGGAGGGUGAGCGUCUGAAGGUUGUUCACAAGGGAAGAAUCCACAAGUUAGUCAUAGCCAACGCUCUCAUUGAAGAUGAAGGUGAAUAUGUAUUUACACCAGAUGCCUACAAUGUUCCUUUGUCUGCCAAAGUUCAUGUCAUCGACCCCCCCAAGAUCAUCCUGGAUGGCCUGGAUGCUGAUAACACAGUGACAGUGAUAGCUGGAAGCAAGCUUCGCCUGGAGAUCCCUGUCACAGGGGAACCACCUCCCAAAGCCAUCUGGAGCCGAGCAGAUAAGGCUAUUAUGGAAGGCAGUGGUCGGAUCAGGGCAGAAUCCUACCCUGACAGCAGCACGCUGGUCAUUGACGUGGCAGAGAGAGACGACUCUGGUGUGUACAACAUAAAUCUGAAAAAUGAGGCUGGAGAAGCACAUGCAAGCAUCAAGAUUAAGGUUGUGGAUAUCCCUGAUCCUCCAGUGGCACCAAAUGUGACAGAAGUGGGAGAUGACUGGUGCAUCAUGAACUGGGAGCCUCCUGCCUAUGAUGGAGGGUCUCCAAUCUUAGGAUACUUUAUUGAGAGGAAAAAGAAACAAAGCUCCAGGUGGAUGAGACUGAAUUUCGAUCUCUGCAAAGAGACAACUUUUGAGCCCAAGAAGAUGAUUGAAGGCGUGGCCUACGAGGUCCGAAUCUUUGCAGUCAAUGCCAUUGGCAUCUCCAAGCCCAGUAUGCCCUCCAAGCCCUUUGUUCCUUUGGCUGUGACCAGCCCUCCUACUCUUCUGGCUGUCGACUCCGUGACUGACUCAUCUGUGACAAUGAAGUGGAGGCCCCCAGAUCAGAUUGGCGCAGCAGGUUUAGAUGGCUAUGUGCUAGAGUAUUGCUUUGAAGGAACUGAGGACUGGAUAGUUGCAAACACAGACCUGAUCGACAAGACCAAGUUCACCAUCACUGGUCUGCCCACGGAUGCGAAGAUCUUUGUGCGCGUGAAGGCUAUCAACGCGGCUGGGGCCAGUGAGCCCAAAUACUAUUCUCAGCCCAUCCUUGUGAAGGAAAUCAUUGAGCCACCAAAGAUUCGCAUCCCAAGGCAUCUGAAGCAAACUUACAUCCGCAGAGUCGGAGAAGCCGUCAAUCUGGUGAUUCCUUUCCAGGGUAAACCAAGACCAGAGUUGACCUGGAAGAAGGACGGUGAAGAAAUUGACAAGAAUCAAAUAAACAUUCGCAACUCAGAGACUGAUACCAUCAUAUUCAUCCGGAAAGCAGAGCGGAGCCACUCGGGCAAGUACGACCUGCAGGUCAAAGUGGAUAAAUACGUGGAAAAUGCCUCGAUCGACAUCCAGAUUGUUGACCGUCCAGGUCCACCCCAGACUGUGACUAUUGAAGAUGUGUGGGGAGAGAAUGUUGCCCUAACAUGGACACCACCAAAGGACGAUGGGAAUGCUGCCAUCACAGGGUACACCAUCCAGAAGGCCGACAAGAAAAGCAUGGAAUGGUUCACCGUCAUUGAACAUUACCACCGAACCAACGCCACCAUUACUGAGCUGGUCAUAGGGAACGAGUAUUACUUCCGGGUCUUUGCUGAAAACAUGUGCGGCCUUAGCGAGGAUGCGACUAUGACAAAGGAGAGUGCAGUGAUUGCCAAGGACGGUAAGAUCUAUAAAAAUCCAGUGUACGAAGACUUCAAUUUCACAGAGGCCCCCAUGUUUACUCAACCUUUGGUUAACACCUAUGCCAUCGCUGGUUACAAUGCCACCCUGAACUGCAGCGUCCGAGGAAAUCCCAAGCCCAAAAUCACCUGGAUGAAAAACAAAGUGGCUAUUGUGGAUGACCCAAGAUACAGAAUGUUCAGCAACCAAGGAGUCUGUACCCUGGAGAUCCGCAAGCCUAGUCCUUAUGACGGAGGCACGUACUGCUGCAAAGCAGUCAAUGACCUCGGGACGGUGGAGAUUGAAUGCAAACUGGAGGUGAAAGUGAUAUAUCAAGGAGUAAAUACCCCUGGACAGCCAGUCUCCCUGGAGGGGCAGCAACAGUCGUAGCACAGUAAGGAUGUUUGAAUGUAUAUUGUCACCCAAGGUGGGCUGUCCUUCUGCAGGCUCCUCCUGCAAGGCGUGCCUCCAAACAUAAUUGAUUCCUAUUUGCGAGACUUACAAUCAAGUAAUCCAGAGGAAUACUGAGGGCAGGGCAUUGCUUCUAGACACACCACUGCUUUGAAAUCUGAUUGCAAAUGGAUAGUACUUUCUGGUUUUCUCCCAGGCCCCCAAGUGUGGUCACUUUCUUUCUUUCCUCCUAACCUUGAAGAAAGUAAAAAAAUAAUAAGAAGAAUAAUUGUUUGCACAGAUUGCUUAAUUAAAAAUUGCAAACAAAGUC
Molecule: messenger RNA, 3941 nt
Organism: Mus caroli (Ryukyu mouse)
Lineage: Eukaryota; Metazoa; Chordata; Mammalia; Rodentia; Muridae
Source: RefSeq, a predicted model, not a curated record